Molecule: messenger RNA, 738 nt
Organism: Mya arenaria
Lineage: Eukaryota; Metazoa; Mollusca; Bivalvia; Myida; Myidae
Product: interferon-induced protein 44-like
Exons: 6
Coding region: 1-738 (245 amino acids)
Source: RefSeq, a predicted model, not a curated record
AUGAAUACAUUUGGCAAAAACUUCGAAGCUCCUGGUCUUCAGUCAGCGGAUAUCAAUAACGGCACGAUGGACGUCAUAGAGCUGGAAGUGUACAUAGUUACAGACGGCAUGAGGUACAAGACGGUGGAGACACAGACGGAACAAAGCUUGCUUGAGACCUCAAAGUGCUGGAGGAAAACACCGGACUGGAACCAGCAGCUUGCCGAGUCUUUGUGUAAAGAGCUGGGGUCCUACAAAUGCCCGGUGGAAUCGAAUUCCGGCGAUGUUCGCAUCCUCUUGUUAGGGCCGGUAGGCUCAGGAAAGUCCGGCUUCGUUAACACCGUCCAGUCGGCUUUUUUCCGGACGGCUCCGGCAGCUAGCGCCAGUUGGAAACGGCGAGCAAAGUAUUACCACACAGAAAGCGCUCAGUUCAAGCCCUACAGGCUAAGGACAAGGUCAGGCGGCUAUCCAAACAUCCGACUGUGUGACAUCCCGGGGAUGACGCGGAGGCUUGGUUUCGACAUCACGGAACUGGGAUUCCUUCUGGAUGGCAAUGUUCCGGAGCAGUACACAUUCAAUCCGUGCGUGCAAUUCACGACCCGAAGCCCGGGUUUUGUGCACAAGCCUCCACGUGGCCGAGAGGUUCACUGUGUGGCCCUGGUGGUUGAUACAUCACCGGAUAUGGAGACUGAGUCUGCUCAUUGGCUGAAGACAUUCACACGCCUCGUCUAUAAGAGAGGUAAAAAAUGCUCCAUAUAA